ACCCAAAAGGUUCGAUUAUGAUAGCUAUAGUAAAAAGAUAAACUAGGAAAAGAAAAUUAAAAUUUCGAUUGUUAUUAAGCCACGUCAGCCAUGCUGAGCUAUCAUGCAUGGACGGACCGUGCUGGAACGGCAUGACGACCAAACUCGAAACGUUAUUUGACUCCAGUUAAUUGCGCCUGUUCCCGCUAACCCCCCACCCCACUUUGCAUGGCCGUGCGCCGCCACCACAAGGCCCUCUACCUCGGCCUCAUCUCUGCCGCCACCACCCUUCACCACCUCGACCAGAUUCUCGCCCACUCCAUCGUCACCGGCUAUCACCCUGACCUCAUCACCGCUACCGCCCUCCUCCGCCGCGUUUCCGACCUUGGUGGCACCGCCGCCGCCCCCCGCGCCCUCCGCCUCUUCUCCUCCGUCCCCGACCCUGAUCUCUUCUUCCUCAACGUCCUCCUCCGCUCCCUCCCACCCUCCACUGCCCUCCCCCUCCUCUCCUCCCUCCCCCGCCAUCACCCCCACCUGCGCCCCAACACUUUCACCUACGCUGCCGUCGCCUCCGCUGCUUCUAACCACCCCGAGGCCGCCCCUCCACUCCACGCCCGUAUCAUCGUCGAUGGUUUCGCCAAUGACCUCUUCGUUGCCUCCUCGCUCGCCGAUCUCUACCUCAACUCAUCACAGGUCUCCCUGGCGGAGAAGGUGUUUGAUGGAAUUCCUGACCCGGAUACCGUUCUUUGGAACACGCUUAUCUCCGGAUUGGUAAAAAACUGCUCCUUUUCAAGUGCGGCGAGCGUCUUCCAGCGAAUGGUAGCGUCCAACAGUGCCAGGUUCGAUUCAACCACCUUGGCGGUCGUCCUCCCUGCAGCAGCAGAGCUCCACGAUCCGAACUUGGGGACGCUGGUGCAUUGCUUGGGCAUCAAACUGGGGUUGGCAUCUCCUCCGCAUGUCGUCACAGGGUUGAUAUCCAUGUACUCCAAGUGCGGUGACAUCCCUGCCGCAGAGUUCUUGUUUGAGGAGAUAGAAUACCCGGAUUUGAUUGCAUAUAACGCAAUGAUCUCAGGGUACUCCAUCAAUGGCCACAUCGAAUCUUCUGUGGGCUUGUUUAUGGAGCUACUGGUUUCGGGUGUAGGGAGACCGAACUCAAGCACCAUGGUCGGCUUGAUCCCGGUUUUCAGUCCCUUUGGCUAUGAACUGCUCGCUCGAUCCAUUCAUGGCUUCGCUGUGAAAGCUGGUUUCGAUGUGAACUCUGCCGUAUCGACAGCUCUCACCACCGUCUACUGCAGACUGAAUGAUAUGGAAGCAGCAAGGCGAGCUUUUGAUUCCAUGCCGGAGAAGAGCAUGGCGUCUUGGAACGCCAUGAUAUCCGGGUAUGCACAGAACGGUUUGACAGCAACGGCGAUCUCACUGUUCAGGGAGAUGCAGGCGUGCAACCUCAGACCCAAUCAGAUCACCGUCACCAGCAUGCUUUCGGCGUGUGCUCAGCUCGGAGCUCUCACCAUGGGAAAAUGGGUGCAUCAAAUAAUCGCAGAGGAAGACCUUGAGCUCAACGUCUUCGUGUCCACCGCACUCGUCGACAUGUACGCCAAGUGCGGGAGCAUCGCGGAAGCUCGAAGCAUUUUCGAUGACAUGGAGGAGAAGAAUGUGGUCUCCUGGAACGCCAUGAUAUCGGCUUACGGAAUCCAUGGCCGAGGCCUCGAAUCUCUGAAGCUCUUUGAGGCGAUGCGGAGUGCGAGCGUCGCGCCCACGGGCGUCACCUUCCUCUCGGUUCUGUGUGCUUGCAGCCAUGGCGGGUUGGUGGAAGAGGGCCGCGCCAUCUUCGAGUCCAUGAAGCGUGAGCAAGGAGUGGAGCCAGGGCCGGAGCACUACGCUUCCAUGGUGGAUCUCCUUGGCCGAGCAGGGCGACUCGGCGAGGCGCUCGAGUUCAUAAAGACGACACCUGAGAGCGCCGGUGCGGGCGUCUGGGGUGCGUUGCUUGGUGCUUGCAUGAUCCACAAGGAGAGCGAGCUCGCUAGAUAUGCUGCACGCAAGCUGUUCGAGCUGGAGCCCGAGAACCCCGGUUACUACGUCCUCCUUUCCAACAUACAUUCAUCCAAGAGGAACUACCUGGAAGCAGCCAUGGUGAGACAGGAUGCCAAGAACAGGAAGCUGGCGAAGACACCGGGAUGCACUCUGAUCGAGGUCGGGGAUGCCGUGCACACCUUCACGGCCGGCGACAGGUCGCACCCGCAGUCAACCGCGAUCCACUCCCUGCUGGAGAAGCUGACCGGGAAGAUCAUCGAGGCGGGGUAUCGGGCGGAGACCGAAGCAGCAUUAUACGACGUCGAGGAGGAGGAGAAGGAGCAGAUGGUGAAGGUCCACAGCGAGCGGCUGGCGAUCGCUUUUGGGCUCAUCAGCACCGGCCCGGGGACGGAGAUCAGGAUCAUCAAGAACCUGAGGGUGUGCUUGGACUGUCACCAAGCCACCAAGUUCAUUUCCAAGAUCACUCAGAGGGUGAUUGUCGUAAGGGAUGCUACAAGGUUUCACCAUUUCAGAGAUGGGGUGUGCUCCUGUGGGGACUACUGGUGAGAAUUCAUGGAGGGACACCUGUCUAUACGAUCCAAUAUCAGAUCUUAAUCAGUUCAGUAGAUAUCAAAAAAUAUUGAUCGAUAUGAACUGAUCCCGCUGAUAUUUAAUUUCUCUUGGUGAUCAUAAUAUUUUGUAUGAGGCAAUUUGAAGAGACAAUUUACAAGGAUAGUUCAUCUAUGCACAAAUAAAAUUACAAAUUACAGUGAGAAUACUUCCAAAAUUAUUCCAUA
This is a messenger RNA of Musa acuminata AAA Group (dessert banana), 2786 nucleotides long. Its product is annotated as pentatricopeptide repeat-containing protein At4g30700. Gene Ontology annotation, cellular component: intracellular membrane-bounded organelle. Bases 208 to 2556 code for a protein of 782 amino acids. The transcript has a single exon. NCBI's taxonomy places the organism in Eukaryota, Viridiplantae, Streptophyta, Magnoliopsida, Zingiberales, Musaceae. Gene Ontology annotation, biological process: RNA modification. The record is from RefSeq and is a predicted model, not a curated record. Gene Ontology annotation, molecular function: zinc ion binding; protein binding; RNA binding.